AUGGAGGAAACGCCUUCACAAACAUCAACACUGCCCAAACUUGUGCGCAACUCUAUCAAGACAAGCCUGGUUGCAUUGGAAGCUCCUGGCAGUCUGUUCAGAACAAAUGUGUUCUUAGUGGUAGCCAGAAUGGUCAAGCCUGCGGCAACGUUCUUGGAUGGAGGUGGUCGAGCCAAUGGACAGGUUCCCAAAAGAGGCUGGAAAUAA
Penicillium taxi is the source of this 207-nucleotide messenger RNA. RefSeq lists its product as uncharacterized. The coding region runs from base 1 to 207 and encodes 68 amino acids. The record is from RefSeq and is a predicted model, not a curated record. Lineage: Eukaryota; Fungi; Ascomycota; Eurotiomycetes; Eurotiales; Aspergillaceae. The transcript has a single exon.